This is a messenger RNA of Ostertagia ostertagi, 816 nucleotides long. Lineage: Eukaryota; Metazoa; Nematoda; Chromadorea; Rhabditida; Trichostrongylidae. The record is from the annotation of a GenBank genome assembly.
AUGCUGGAUGCAAGGAUACAAACGCCUACCCUCUAUCGUGGCAAUACUAGUCCGAAAAAUUGGACUCGUUACGAAACGAGUAGGCGGAUCCAGCAACGUCUUAAAACACCCCUGCAGACUGCGGACAACACGAGGACUGAGUGUCCGGUCCAUUAUGGUUCAACAUGUCUGAGGAAAGCUGGCCUGUUAAGGACGCCAACCAAUCUACGUGAGGCAAGCUUUGACUACGAAGUUGAAGCUCACACUUUCACGGAGCAGACCAACUACCCAUUGACUCGAGUCACAGCGAACUGCGCUCGAUUCACUCGUAAAGCAGCGAAGGGCAAACAACUUGCUCUUGAAGUUUCAAUGCUAGUGGCAGCCACACUGAAUUAUGUUCAUCAACGAAACCUCGAAGACAGCUUCACUGCUGCUUAUCAAAUACAUAUAACGAAGCCUCAUGCACAAUUUUCACAGAGACCAGGAGAAACUGAAGCUGAACACAGCGACACGCUUAAAACAUACCUUGAAGAGGAAUCAUCGAGGAAGUGGACACCUUCUCGAACAGCGUCGCUACCUUCCUCCUUCCUCACAGACACUACCGCUGCCAAAGGAGGUAGAACCUGUCACAAUACUUCCUCGGGUGAAAUGUACUCGCGCUUCUACAAGCAAGAAACAAUCCCAAGUAUUUUCGUUUUGCCAGGUACCUUUCGGUACCAAUGCAAGCUCAGCUAUUUUAAACCAACUGAUACUGAAGCACAUUCAAGGAUCGCAGAACUUUCCAACUCCCUCUACGUAGACAAUGUGCCACUCGACGAUAAGAAGCAAACGAAUUAA